Messenger RNA from Cavia porcellus (domestic guinea pig), 2788 nucleotides. RefSeq names its product ATP binding cassette subfamily F member 3 (gene Abcf3). The transcript has 21 exons. The coding region runs from base 107 to 2236 and encodes 709 amino acids. Gene Ontology annotation, molecular function: ATP hydrolysis activity; ATP binding. The record is from RefSeq and is a predicted model, not a curated record. NCBI's taxonomy places the organism in Eukaryota, Metazoa, Chordata, Mammalia, Rodentia, Caviidae.
AUACGCAUGCGCUUUGGAAGGAAGGGCGAGCUUCGAGGAGCGGAGUAGGGGGCGGGUCUCGGCCGUCGUUUCACGGCGACUGCGCGGACAGGGUCCUGACUGGAACAUGGCGACUUGCGCUGAAAUCUUGCGGAGCGAGUUCCCCGAAAUUGACGGACAAGUCUUCGACUACGUGACCGGCGUCUUGCACAGCGGCAGCGCGGACUUCGAGUCUGUGGAUGACCUGGUGGAAGCCGUGGGGGAACUGUUGCAGGAGGUGUCCGGGGACAGCAAAGAUGACGCGGGCAUCAGGGCCGUGUGUCAGCGCAUGUACAACACCCUGCGCCUGGCUGAGCCACAGAGCCAGGGACACAACCAGGUGCUUCUGGACGCGCCCAUCCAGUUGUCAAAGAUAGCAGAGAACUAUGACUGUGACAUGAAACUGCCAGGACCACUAAAGAGGGAACAGUCCUCGACAGUGAAUGCCAAGAAGCUAGAGAAGGCCGAAGCUCGACUGAAAGCCAAACAGGAGAAGCGCUCAGAGAAAGACACACUGAAGACCAGCAACCCUCUCAUCCUGGAAGAGGCAUCAGCCAGCCAGGCAGGUAGCAGAAAGGAGAGUCGGUUGGAGUCAUCUGGCAAGAACAAGUCCUAUGACGUGCGAAUUGAGAACUUUGAUGUUUCUUUUGGUGAUAGGGUGCUGCUGGCUGGAGCAGAUGUGAACCUGGCGUGGGGCCGCCGCUAUGGGCUGGUGGGACGGAACGGGCUGGGGAAGACGACACUGCUGAAGAUGCUGGCCACCCGGAGCCUGCGGGUUCCAGCCCACAUCUCCCUGCUGCACGUGGAGCAGGAAGUUGCUGGGGAUGACACUCUGGCCUUGCAGAGCGUCCUGGAGAGUGACAGUGUGCGAGAGGACCUACUGCGGCGGGAGCGGGAGCUCAGUGCCCAGAUAGCUGCGGGCAGGGCAGAGGGUUCAGAAGCUGCACAGCUGGCUGAAAUCUAUGCCAAGUUGGAGGAGAUUGAGGCAGACAAGGCACCUGCCAGGGCAUCGGUCAUUCUCGCUGGGCUUGGCUUUACCCCUAAAAUGCAGCAGCAGCCCACCCGGGAGUUCUCAGGUGGCUGGAGGAUGAGAUUGGCCUUGGCCCGAGCCUUGUUUGCUAGGCCAGACCUUCUGCUGUUGGAUGAACCCACCAACAUGCUGGAUGUCAGGGCCAUCCUGUGGCUGGAGAAUUACCUGCAGACAUGGCCCUCCACAAUCCUAGUCGUCUCUCACAACCGGAACUUCCUGAAUGCCAUCGCUACAGACAUCAUCCACCUGCACAGCCAGCGGCUGGAUGGCUACCGGGGAGACUUUGAGACCUUCAUCAAGAGCAAGCAGGAGCGACUGCUCAAUCAGCAGCGCGAGUACGAGGCGCAGCAGCAGUAUCGCCAGCACAUCCAGGUUUUCAUUGACCGCUUCCGCUAUAAUGCCAACAGGGCCUCUCAGGUGCAGAGUAAACUCAAGAUGCUGGAGAAGCUACCAGAGCUGAAGCCGGUGGACAAGGAGCUGGAGGUGGUGAUGAAGUUCCCAGAUGGGUUUGAGAAGUUCUCCCCGCCGGUCCUGCAGCUGGAUGAGGUGGACUUCUACUACGAACCCCAGCACAUCAUCUUCAGUCGCCUGUCAGUUUCUGCUGACCUGGAAUCACGCAUAUGCGUGGUUGGGGAGAAUGGGGCCGGGAAGUCUACCAUGCUGAAGCUGCUCUUGGGAGACCUGGCACCAGUCCGUGGCAUCAGGCACGCCCACAGGAAUCUCAAGAUUGGCUACUUCAGCCAGCACCAUGUGGAGCAGUUGGACCUGAAUGUCAGUGCUGUGGAGCUGCUGGCACGCAAGUUCCCAGGGCGGCCGGAGGAGGAAUAUCGUCAUCAGCUGGGCCGCUACGGUGUAUCCGGGGAGCUGGCCAUGCGCCCUGUCGCCAGCUUGUCUGGUGGCCAGAAGAGUCGGGUGGCCUUUGCUCAGAUGACUAUGCCCUGCCCCAACUUCUACAUUCUGGAUGAGCCCACAAACCACCUGGACAUGGAGACCAUUGAGGCGCUGGGCCGCGCACUCAACAGUUUCAGGGGCGGCGUGAUCUUGGUGUCCCACGACGAGCGCUUCAUCCGCCUGGUGUGCCGAGAGCUGUGGGUGUGUGAAGCAGGUGGCGUCACCCGCGUGGAGGGCGGCUUUGACCAGUACCGUGCCCUCCUGCAGGAGCAGUUCCGCCGGGAGGGCUUUCUCUAGGGCCUUGCUACCACCAGAGGAGGCGCCCAGGACUGGACUGCCUUACAGGCCCCACGUGGGGACAGCCUCUGCCCAAAUCUCUCCUGACUGGAGCAUCCUGUGCACAAUUGUGGGGCCCCACCCAAGGGCGUGUGAGGACUGUGUAGGGGAAGGGGCUGAGGGACCCUCUGGGGUCCCAUACCCUGCCCAGCCUGCUGGACCCCGCCUGGCUGCUAUGUAAAUUAAACUUCUCCCAGCCCAGCUCUCCCACUGCUCCCUGCUACACUCUGCACCUCCUUGCGAGGCUGCAGCUGUGAGGGGCAGAGCUGGCAGGGGAAGGGGCAACGUCAUGUGAUGCUUUAUCCAUGGAGUUUUUAGCGAUACAAACUGUGUGCCGGAGAUUUGCCACCACUGCCCUGGGAUGGGCCCUGCUGCUUCUGAGUUUGAACUGAUUUUGGGAUCUGGCCUUGUACACAGCUCCCCAUUUUCUCUAGGGGUCUCCAGCCCAGACUCCUUGCUUUUCUCUGGACCCUCAGGGCUCAAGAAAAAUCAUCUUUUUCUGUUUUGCUUGAA